Cucumis melo (muskmelon) is the source of this 1290-nucleotide messenger RNA. RefSeq names its product transcription factor bHLH71. The record is from RefSeq and is a predicted model, not a curated record. Gene Ontology annotation, molecular function: RNA polymerase II cis-regulatory region sequence-specific DNA binding; protein dimerization activity; DNA-binding transcription factor activity, RNA polymerase II-specific. Lineage: Eukaryota; Viridiplantae; Streptophyta; Magnoliopsida; Cucurbitales; Cucurbitaceae. The transcript has 3 exons. The coding region runs from base 161 to 1093 and encodes 310 amino acids. Gene Ontology annotation, biological process: regulation of transcription by RNA polymerase II.
CUCACGUGCAACCUUCUAUAUACCUCUUUCCUUUUACAUUACCCUUUUCACAAUUUUACAUUUUCUUUCAAUCUUCUUCUCAUUCAUCCUCUUCUCUGCAUUACAAAAACCAAAGCCUAAGAUCUCCUCAAUAAGGCUUAAAAGAAGAAGAAAAAAAAAAAUGAGUCUUGAUGCUCUUUCUUCCAAUGACUUGUUCAACUUCAUCAUCUACGACACGAUCUCCGCAACGCCGAACAACUUCGUCCCUCACGGCCAUGAGUCGUCGGAGAACACUUUCCUAUCCGACGACAAGUGCUCGAAACCAAAUUCGCGAAAACGCUGCCCCAGUGAGGUAGAGAUUAGCAACCGAGUGGUGGUGCCAUUGUCGACGACGACGACGACGACGACCACGCAACACGGGAAGAAGAAAAGAAAGAGAAAAGCAAAGGUUUGUAAGAACAAAGAGGAAGCUGAAACACAAAGAAUGACACACAUUGCUGUUGAAAGGAACCGCCGUAAACAAAUGAAUGAACAUCUUUCGGUUUUACGUUCACUCAUGCCCGAAUCCUAUGUUCAAAGGGGUGACCAAGCCUCCAUAGUGGGUGGUGCCGUUGAGUUUGUGAAGGAAUUGGAGCAUCUUCUGUCAACUUUAGAAGCCAAGAAGCUACAAAUCUUACAACAAGAAGUAGAUCAACAUCAAGAACAAGAAAUGAAUAGUGAUAAUAAUAGUGAUAAUAACAAUAAGUUGUUUUCAUUUGCAAGUUUAUUGAUGAAUAAUUCCGAUCAAAAUAACUAUUCAUCCCAAUAUUCAACAAAAUACACAUCAAAAUCCAAAGCCUCUUCAGCUGAUAUUGAAGUCACUUUGAUUGAAACUCAUGCAAAUCUUAGAAUCCUCUCAACAAGAAGCCAUAGACAACUCUUGAAGCUCAUUGCUGGUUUGCAAGCACUUCGUCUCACUAUUCUUCAUCUAAAUCUCACUGAUUUUCAUCCAUUGGUUCUUUACUCCAUUAGCCUCAAGGUUGAAGAAGGAUGCCAACUUAGAUCAGUAGAUGACAUAGCAGCAGCAGCACAUCAUAUGGUAAGAAUAAUUGAGGAAGAAGCCGUUUUAUGUUAAAAUGUAAGCAAUUCAAGAAAGAAAAAGAAAAAAAGCUAAGAGGUUUGAAAUAUGGAAUCAAGCAUUAAAAUGCCAAGUUCUCUUCUCUCUGAGUGUGUGCAUGUGGCUUGGUUUGAUGCAAUUUGUAAAUGAAUGUGUUUUUAUGUAAGUUGAUAUUGUUUUGUAGCUAUCAAAGGUUUUGUCUUUGUAUGCCUUUA